This is a messenger RNA of Cataglyphis hispanica, 1182 nucleotides long. It is a transcript of the gene Tmem98, whose product is annotated as transmembrane protein 98-like. The coding region runs from base 195 to 869 and encodes 224 amino acids. The record is from RefSeq and is a predicted model, not a curated record. The transcript has 4 exons. Gene Ontology annotation, cellular component: endoplasmic reticulum. NCBI's taxonomy places the organism in Eukaryota, Metazoa, Arthropoda, Insecta, Hymenoptera, Formicidae.
UGGGAGACGGGAACGGGAGAAUGGCUUAUUACACGACAAACCUGUUCGAUUGUUGAUAUUUUUGUUCCAAAUGUCAAUGUAAGUUAGUGGUUGAUGCUAUCUUCUGUUUCGGGCUUUCGGUUAGUUUUUUUCAUCGACGCUUCGAUUUGAAAGAUCGUCGAUUGGUAGCCACUACUAUAUUCGUGUUUAAUAAUAUGAGCUCAUCAAUAUCCAUAAGCAAUGCUGGACCACCGGCCACUGCUACUGGUAUGGAGACAGUGGUCGCAGUUGCGUUGGGUGCAUUAGCUGCGGUCUUUCUUGGUGCACUCUUGGUACUCUUGGUUAUCUGUCGCAGGCAGCGUUGCUACUAUAAUCAAAAGGACUCUGCGGAGUUAAGUUCCGAUCUACUUGAAGGAGAGAACAUCACCGGCUUGGGACUAGAUGUAUGGGAGAGCGAAGAAUGGCUGGCAGGUGCUGAAAGAUGGAUAGACGAUGCCACUGGCUUGGCUCCACCUUGUAUAGCGGUGCUUCGAUCUUGCCAUACUCUUGCAGCCAGUCUUACCACUAUUGCUGGAACUGUCAAUAGUAACACUGUCCCACUAGAAAUAGUAGAUGUUGCUCGACGUAUACCGCCUCGUGUAGACGAUGUUGUCCGCAGUCUGUAUCCACCAUUGGAUGCCAGACUGCUAGAGGCCAGAGUGGCAGCUUUAGUACUGGCUGUGACUCACUUGGCAUUAGUAACCAAGCAUGGUGUGCCAAAGAGUCAAGUCAGGAAAUUGGCCUUCAUCGAUCAAGCCUUAAAUGACAUGGAUACGCAUUUGUUGGUCUUGAGAAAUGCUGCAUUAGCUCAAGAAGUUGCCUGCUCUAUCCCAGCCUCUACACCAGUUUGAGCAUAUAUCUGUUUCAUAAUGGAAUCAAAUCUCUUUUUCGCACAGUUGGUACUUUCCAGUUAUCUAACUUUUUCUUUGAUGUCUAUUUUUAUUUUCUCAUGGUGGCUUUGGGUUAAUUGCCGUCGUCACGCGGUCACAACAAAAGUUAUAUACAUAAUGUAAUAAAUACAAUUGCCAGAUUUACAAAUGUAGUGUAUAAAAAAAGGAUUAUAUAUAGGAACGUUUCGGGCGGACAAAUACAUAAAUAUAGAUCAUCGCUGAUCUCAAAGUAUAAAACUGAAAUGAAUAGAAGAUUAUAUUUACUGAAAAUUCA